Messenger RNA from Brassica napus (rape), 537 nucleotides. RefSeq lists its product as uncharacterized. The record is from RefSeq and is a predicted model, not a curated record. The transcript has a single exon. NCBI's taxonomy places the organism in Eukaryota, Viridiplantae, Streptophyta, Magnoliopsida, Brassicales, Brassicaceae. Bases 30 to 392 code for a protein of 120 amino acids.
UUUAGUUAGAAGCUGAUUUGUGAUCUGAGAUGGCGACAGAGCAGAGCGGAUUAGAAGAUCAGGAGAUCCAACCAAACCAAGUGGCUCCUGGCUUUGUAGGAGCGAUUGAAGAACAAUACAAGAAACUCAGAGAUCACGCCGAGGCUUAUCCAUACGGUUGGGGUUCUUAUACUGUUGUCUACGGCGGUCUUUUCCUUUGGACCGCUUAUAGAUGGAGGAAGCUUAGGAGAACUGAGGAUCGAGUUCGUGGCCUUCAGACUAAACUUAGGAAACUCGUCCAAGACGAACAAGCAGCAGCAGUAACAGCUUCUAAAUCUGCUCAAUCAGUAGACAAGUCUUCUUCAGUUUCUGACAAGACAUCAUCACUGCCUUUAUUACUUACUAGUUUAUAAUCAAACAGACAUUGUCUCUGUUAAGACGUAUGACGUGAUCUGUUUUGUUACAAUGCUUUUGUUAUUUACCCGCAUAGGCAGGCUUAUUAUGAAAACUCAAAUUCAAGUACAACCAAUUCUAUAUUCAUAAGGUUUUCACUCUGCU